Messenger RNA from Plasmodium malariae, 1056 nucleotides. RefSeq names its product conserved Plasmodium protein, unknown function. NCBI's taxonomy places the organism in Eukaryota, Apicomplexa, Aconoidasida, Haemosporida, Plasmodiidae. The transcript has a single exon. The coding region runs from base 1 to 1056 and encodes 351 amino acids. The record is from RefSeq and is a predicted model, not a curated record.
AUGUCGAGCAUGAAUAUAUUAAUUUUUUUAAGCGUAUACCUUCUUUUCACUUCUGUACACCAAGCCGGAAGGAAUAUAUUAUCUCGAAAAACAGAGGUAAAUGAUUUUCACGAAUAUGAAGAUGAAUUAGGUGAAAAGGUACUAAACAUAUGGAACGAAGAGUCCCAUAAUAGGACAUAUAAAGUAUUUAGUAAGAAUGAAUAUAAAGAAGCGGAAGAAGUAGAAGAAGGGGAAGGACAGAACUACAGUGCCUCAAUAAAAAACACAAUUGUUGAAAAACCAUUUGCUCUUUAUUUUUUAUGUAAUAAUGAAGAAGCAAAGGUGUGUUUUAAGGAAUGUUUUUUUUGUACAAAUGAGGAUAUGUGGUUAUUGAGUAAUGUUGGGAAAACAGCUGAAAGUAGUAAGCAUUCUAAUGAUAUAUUUGUUUUAAAGAAUAUGAGUCCUUAUCAGUUAUAUGGUAAUAAAUCUUCUUUCUUUUUAAAUAAAAUUGAUAGGAAAUUUGCAAAUUUUCUUUUUCUUUUGAGGGAAUACUCAUCCAUUGCACUUAUACAAAAUAAAAUGAAAAAAGUAAAGAGAGAUAAAACUCAUAUCAUCGCAAAAGAAGAAAUAGGAAGAAUAAUUUCCAAUAAAUUUAAAAAUACAACGAUGAAAGAAAUACGAAUAAAAGGGAGUCAUAUAUGGAAUAAGGAAACUGCUAACGAUUUUUUGUACAUGGGAAAAGUUAAGGGAAUACAAAAUAUGGCAAGAAAAAGAAGAAUUUUAAAUGAUGACUAUACACUAGAUUGUGGUGAUGAUGGCAAGUGCAUUAACGAAGGCGGUAUUCAGUAUUGUGAAUGCACAAAAAGUGGCUAUUCAGUUAAUAUAAAAAAUAAUUUUAAAUGUGAAAAACAUUGUGAUGUAAAUAAUGGAGGAUGUGAUAUAAAUGCAACGUGUAAACCUAUUGCUGCUGAAGAAGAAGAAACUAGUGGUGUUGUAAAAGGUGUUGGCGUUCUUUGCGAAUGUAAAAAUCGCGAUACGAAAUAUAAUGGUUAUUAUUGCCGUCCUACUAUUAAAUAA